Epinephelus fuscoguttatus (brown-marbled grouper) is the source of this 1159-nucleotide messenger RNA. It is a transcript of the gene kncn, whose product is annotated as kinocilin. NCBI's taxonomy places the organism in Eukaryota, Metazoa, Chordata, Actinopteri, Perciformes, Serranidae. The record is from RefSeq and is a predicted model, not a curated record. The transcript is spliced from 5 exons. The coding region runs from base 91 to 546 and encodes 151 amino acids.
CCCAAGCAGAGUGCAGUGUCAAGACUGCUCGCUGUGUGCGUGAGUGUGAGUGUGUGUGUGAGGGGCAGGUGGGGGGCCUCCACCUGCUGAAUGAACCCCGUCAGCGUUGGGGAGUACCAUGGGCUUCGGGUGGGCUCAGCCUUGCUCAGCAUUGUGGCGGGCUGCAUCAUCAUUGGGGUGUCGAGGGAGUGUGACGCUGAUGCUGUAGGAGGGAUCUUUCUGGGAGCGGGAGGCCUCGGCCUGCUCAUAUCUAUCUACCCCUUUAUAAAAGCCUGGCUCAACAUCAACCACAUUCUUCCAUCCUUUGGAAACUUCAGAGUGCACCCCACACCUGCCAAUCCUGCUCCUGAUCAACCUGUCGAGACACUGAGAAGAGAAGGGACUCAGAGUCAACUGAACUUGGAGCGUUGUAAGAGUCGAAUGGGAACCUUUGUGGAUGGUGGACCGAUGGCUGAGACCAAUCCAGAUGAGGGGACAUCAGACAUGCCAGACGUCUUAUCUCUACGGAAACUUAAGCAACUACCUUCUGAUCAAGACCUGCCAUGAUGUCAUCACACGACCUGACCACUGACAAAUGUUGCUCAACUUCCCUGCUAAAUCUUCUUCAUUAGGUUUCUUUCUCCUCGUCCUGUUUGUUGAGAUCACCUCAUGAUAUUGUGCUUCUGUGGUCUAAUAAACCUCUCCAAAGAUGAUGAUUGUCAGAGAGGUAUUUCCAUACUUCCUGCCAAUGAGUGAAGCAAAUUAAGCCCAGUAGUCCCACUUGUGUGCAGCUCAUCUCAUCAUCUCACGAUGUUCUCAGCCGCCAAUUAAGAAAUGAUUAUAGUCGUUAGGUGAUGAUGGGACUCGUACAAGAUUCAGCUCAGGUUCCCCUGCUCGCAGUUGUCAUGAGCGAAACAAAUUGGAAUACAUGUGUACAGGCAGAGACACACACACAAACAGCUACAUCCAUUGCAUGCACACAGUGAACUGCACCCCCGCAGUGAAACAUAAUACAUUGAUAUUCAGGACAGCACAGGCAGAAUGGCUGCUGCAUGGGAAGUGGCGUGGGGAAGAACGCCGUGCUCUGACAAAAACCGUGGCGUGCUGUGAGGCUGAAUAAUGUCGACAACGGGAGCCCGAGGAGUCUGCAGUGCCUUGAUGACAACCAGCAGUUUGAUUG